AUGGACACCCAACCGCACUGCAGCCUGUCUUUCCACUGGCCGCGACAAGAUCUGGAUCAGCUCCUGUGCGUGCGUGCCCUGGUCUCAGAUGCCUUCAACUGCACCUCGAAGGACGCCUACGUGGCCACACACUGGUCCGGUGGCAUGCAGAUUGAUAUGCCGCGCUCCUACAGUCUGAAGCUUCGGUUGCCAAGACGUUCAGCGUCCUCUGCGUCAACAGCUGCCCUGCUCACUGGCGGCAGCGUCCCAGACGCACUCUUCCUCCGCGUCAGCAUCGUUCUACGCUCGGCCACCUUCUUCAUCAUUGUCACUGACGCCUCCCGGCUGCCUCCGCUCUAUCGCAUCGAGAACCGCAGUUUGGUUUCGCUCUUCUACUUACAGGCCAUUGGUGGAGUC
This is a messenger RNA of Dibothriocephalus latus, 396 nucleotides long. NCBI's taxonomy places the organism in Eukaryota, Metazoa, Platyhelminthes, Cestoda, Diphyllobothriidea, Diphyllobothriidae. The record is from the annotation of a GenBank genome assembly.